UAUACACAGAGCUUGAGUGAAUUUGUGCUGUUCAAGGCAUCAUGGAGAAUCCGGGAGGUUUGAUCGAACCUCUGGAAAAUAGUGACAUGAUCGCUGAUAAAAUUGGCGGACUUCUUCGAGAUGCGCAAGGAACUUCCGAUGUCAAACAAAAGCUGGAUUGCCUUAAUAAGGCCCAAGAUAUGCUACUGAGCGCUGAUAGUUCUGGUCAUUUGUUGGAUAAUUUUCUAGAUGAAAUGCUUGAGUUCACAUCUUCCGAGGAUUAUCAUAUGCGGUGUUUCUCUGCAAAUUUCAUAGAGAAAGCUUGCAAAAGAGAUGCCGAUGUAUUGAAGAAAGCGAUCGCACACCUGUCGUAUUUGCUGAUGUCGGAUAGCCAAUCUCGAGGAGGGGUAAUGGUCAUGAAACGGGUCAUAACAGUCUGUGCCAACAUCUAUCCUUAUAUUCUGAAAUGGGCUUGCAGUAGAAAGGUAGAUAGUGAUGCUGAAAAAUGCUGGGAGGCAUUUUCUGUGCUCAAGGGACGCAUAGUCAGUCAUGCGGAUUCGGACAAUGAAGGAAUUCGGACAAUGACGUUCAAGUUUUUGGAAGCGAUUGUAUUAUCGCAGUCUCCGAAGACUGAGGAAAGCGAUACUAGUAGAGGUGAAGAUGUGAUGUCACUUAGCGAUGUCCCUCGAGACCAUCGAUUUAUCUCGUAUCGAAAGCUCCAGUCAGAAGCAACGCUCAAUCUUCAAUCGCUUUUAGAUCAGACCACAUUGCCACAUAUCUCCGCUCAAAAUCUGCUCACUGUUCUUACGGUUCUUUGCACUAUUGCAAGACGGAGGCCCGAAUAUAUGGCGCGAAUUUUGGACUGCCUUGAGGCGCUUCAUAUCAACCUGCCUCCCACACUUGGUGCAAGUCAGGUAAAAUCUAUGAGGAAAGAGCUGAAAGCUCAUCUUUUGCGAAUCCUCAAGCAUUCAUCUUCUCUGCAUCUUCACCCGAGGAUAACCACUCUGUUGACCGACUUAGGAGCUUCACAAAGUGAGAUCAAUAGGAACAUGCCACCAAAUAUUGCCGAAUUACGCAAGAAAGCGUCGAAACGACAGAGUUCGACUGAAGAGCCAGCAGCAAGAAAGAAAGCGAGGAGCAGUGACGAAGGUCCUGGAGUUGUUUUGGACGAUGACGAGUACCAAGACGAUGAACCCUCUACUUCGGACACAUCAGCUGCGAUCCCAGAUUCUGCUCAUCAGUCAGCGAUAGAUAUCACAGCAGAGUGGAUCUACGAGCGACUGAAUCCUAAGCUUGUAGCUAAUCUUGUGCUCAUCUCUCUGGUUACCCUGCCAGAUGAAAUGCCUGCAGCCUUUGCUUCGAGUUUUACGCAGAUAGCAACUGCUGGAACAGAGCAACAUCGUCGCCAUCUGGCUCGAAGUAUGGCCACACAAGCUACUGCUCAAGAAUUGGGACCUGGUGCGGAGCAAAUGCGAAAGGAGAAAUUGGCCAAGUUUAUGGAGAGACAAUCUGCUCGCAGAGACGGUGCAUUCGUUCCCCCUACUCCAGCUGUACACUUAGGUGGCCAUCAGAAGCAGAAACCACCGUUAGUUCCAGUAGGGGCGCUGCCCGGACCGACAGCAACACCGCUUCCGGCAGUUCCCAAAAUCAAACAGCAAUUCAACUUGUUCACGAAUACCAAAGAACUUUCGAAGGAGGAAAUGGAAGCCUUGUUUGACAGUUGCUUCAUAUCCAUAAUGAAGGCUGAAAGGCGAGCACGACAAGGAGGUACCAUGUCUAUGCAUCAUGUUGUGCUAGUCCGAAUAGCUACUCGAUUCCAUCCACUGCCACAGAAAUUGUAUGAUGAACUUAUCGAGUUUAUUGUUGAUGUGUCGCAACAUCGAUAUCGAACCGAUCUUGCUCUUUUAUGGGUAACAGAGUUGUAUUCGCAAUAUCAAGGAUUUACUGUGUGCUUCAAUCAUGAUUAUAUGUCAAACUUUGGCCGAGCGCCAAGGAGUGAGCUGUUUGAGAGAUUCGACACUACUCUAUGCAGCUUGUUGCAAAAGCUACUAGACAAAGGCCAACACAAGGAAGCGUUGUUUCACAAGCUUCUUUUGGAUUGUCCACUUGUUACAACGAAUGCGUUAAAGAUUUUGGAAAAAGCUUGUUUGGAUGAGUUAUACUGCGCCUUCGGCAUGACUACUUUGCGAGAACUUUUGCUAACACGAAAUCGACAACGUGGAGAACUUAUCGAUAUGCUGUUUAAAUUAUGUUUCCAUGAGCGUAAUGAGGUGAAGCAGUUGUGUGUUGAUACACUCAAAGAAUUAUGCUCUUUGAAAUACAUGCAUCGUGAUCUGAAGAUGAAACUCAUUGAGCAGUUGAACGAAUGCACUUUGCCAACGCCUCCUCCACAUUUUGUUAGCUAUAGCAAUGCCAAAGAAUUCAACGAAGCUAUCUACCGCAGCGGGAUAUAUCUCUACCUCGCAAUUCUUCCUUUGGAUACUUCACUACUUUUUCCAUUAGCCGAAGCUUAUACGAAAUCAUCAACACUUCUUAAGAAGAUAAUGCUGAGAUCGAUCGAAACCGCCAUAAAAGCAAUUGGAAUGGACAACCAGGACAUGCUGCAUUUGCUCGAAGAGUGUCCCGUUGGAGCCGAAUCUUUCGUGGCUCGAGUAGUGCACUUGUUAACUGAAAGACAUACUGCAACCAGGGAAGUGGUGUCGCGAAUGAAGGCGCUUCACGAAUCACGAAACACCGACGUUCGCUCGCUCAUUCCUGUCAUCAAUGGUCUAGAGAGGGAGGACAUCAUCAGGAUCUUGCCUUUGUUCAUAUUGAAGCCUGCUUAUCAGAAUUCUGUAGGACUUGUUUUCAAGAAGUUGCUCACUGGAAAGAAUGUGGACACGGGUGAACCGACUCUCAGCGCUCCUGAGCUCAUCUACGAAUACCACAAAGUGCAACCAUCGUCCUCGGAGGAGUUUGAAGUGCAGACUGCUAAUUUGCGGGAAUUGCUGGAUUCACGGGCUAUGACCAGAGAAGCGGUGGCUGAUGGAAUAGAGCGGCUUAUGGAUCUCAAUCCGCUUCCAGCACUAUUUUACUGCACCCUUGUAAUUGUGUACAAAAAGUACCCGUCUUUGGACAGUUUUCUUGGAAAUAUUGUUCAAAAAGUCAUAGCCAAGGAUCUUUCCUCACGUGAUGAAAUCACUCGGAAGGCUUUCUAUAGAGCUCUCAAUAGCCUCAAAACUGUUGCUUAUUCUGCCAUUUUGACCAAGUUUACUAUGGAAGAAUUUGAAGAGUUUUUGGCAUACAGCAACCGUGCUGAAACGCUAUCGGCAUUGAAGGAAUUCCUUCCCACUUUAUCAACCCAUCAGCAAAAGAACAUCAAUGAAGCUAUAAUAAAUAUGAUCAAAGACAAAGAUGAAAAGAAGGAUAAAGCCAAGGAUGAGAAAGAACAUAAGGAGGAUAAGGAGCGAGAGCGAAUACGACUGGAUCGACGAGAUCGCGAAAGAAAAGAACGCCGAGAACGCGAUGCUCGAUAG
This is a messenger RNA of Cylicocyclus nassatus, 3494 nucleotides long. The record is from the annotation of a GenBank genome assembly. Lineage: Eukaryota; Metazoa; Nematoda; Chromadorea; Rhabditida; Strongylidae.